AUGGGAAAGGAAGACUUUCAUAUGAUCAUCAUUGUCAUUGGAAAUGUAGAUUCAGGCAUGUCUACCAUUACUGGUCAUCUGAUCUACAAAUGUGGUGGGAUUGAAAGAACUAUUGAAAAAUUUGAGAAGGAGGCUGCUGAGAUGGGAAAAGGCUCUUGCAAGUAUGCCUGUCUGGACAAACUGAAAGCUGAAUGUGAAUGUGGUAUCACCAUUGAUAUCUCCCUGUCGAAAUUCAAGACCAGCAAGUAUUAUGUGACCAUCGUUGAUGCCCCAAGACACGGAGACUUUAUCAAAAAUGUGAUUAGAGGCACAUCUUAGGCUGACUGUGCUGUCCUGAUUGUUGAUGCUGGUGUUGGUGAAUUUGAAGCAGGUCUCUCCAAGAAUGGACAGCCACCAACUUUCAAUGUUACAACUGAAGUAAAGUCUGUUGAAAUGCACCAUGAAGCUUUGAGUGAGGUUCUUCCUGGGGACAACGUGGGCUUCACUGUCAAGAACGUGUCUGUCAGAGAUGUUCACUGUGGCAAUGUGGCUGGUGACAGCAAAAAUGGCCCACCAAUGAAAGCAGUUGGCUUCACAGCUCGGGUGAUUAUCUUGAACCAUCCAGGCCAAAUCAGUGCCGGAUAUGCACCUCUGCUGAAUGGUCACACAGCUCACAUUGCCUGCAGGUUCGCUGAGCAGAAGGAGAAGAUUGUCAUUCUGGAAAAAAAGCUGGAAGAUGGUCCCAAGCUCUUGAAAUCUGGUGAUGUUGCCAUCGUUGAUAUGGUUCCUAUGUGUGUUGAGAGCUACUCUGACUAUCCUCCUCUGGGCCAUUUUGCUCUUUGUAACAUGAGACAGACAGUUGCUGUUGGUAUCAUCAAAGCAGUGGGCAAGAAGGCAGCUGGAAGUGGCAAGGUCACCAAGUCUGCCCAGAAGCUCAGAAGGCUAAAUGAAUAUUAUGCAGAUGGAAGAGUGAAAUCCAGCCAUUUACGCAGACCCAACCACUCCACGAAAAUGGCCUCCAUGUUCCCGAUGGAAGCUUCUCCAUCCUCACCCUGGGCUUUCCUCAGGUUGGACACAGUGAAUCACUGUUCCUACCGCUCGGCUCCCAGGACACCACUCUCUCUUCGUUUUCCUCCUACUUCACUGGCCACUCCUUUUCUCGUGGCAUGCCCACACCUUAAACUUACUUCAGGAUCCAAGAAAAGUGAUGGUAGAUCUCCAUUCUCUAUUGCCUUUCUCACACCCUACAAAUGCCGUCUCAUGCCUGGUAUUCCGGCUAUUCUGAAAGGUUGUUAUCUCCUUCUGGCUGUAACUUGCAUUUUUCUAAUGACUGAUGAUAAUGGCAACAAUGACAAUGAUGAUGCUCCCCAGGCCCUCGGUUAUGGGCAGCAGCAGCGAGCUCUGUGGCUGGCUGUUGAUCUAGACAUCCAAAUAAGAGAGCACCUCCAGGACGUUUUCACUGUGGACUGGGCACACUGGACAUGA
This is a messenger RNA of Lynx canadensis (Canada lynx), 1464 nucleotides long. Its product is annotated as elongation factor 1-alpha 1-like. NCBI's taxonomy places the organism in Eukaryota, Metazoa, Chordata, Mammalia, Carnivora, Felidae. The record is from RefSeq and is a predicted model, not a curated record. Gene Ontology annotation, biological process: translational elongation; translation. Gene Ontology annotation, molecular function: GTP binding; GTPase activity; translation elongation factor activity.